Molecule: messenger RNA, 1827 nt
Organism: Penicillium antarcticum
Lineage: Eukaryota; Fungi; Ascomycota; Eurotiomycetes; Eurotiales; Aspergillaceae
Product: aspartic endopeptidase
Exons: 1
Coding region: 1-1827 (608 amino acids)
Biological process (GO): membrane protein proteolysis
Cellular component (GO): membrane; cytoplasmic side of endoplasmic reticulum membrane; lumenal side of endoplasmic reticulum membrane
Molecular function (GO): aspartic endopeptidase activity, intramembrane cleaving
Source: RefSeq, a predicted model, not a curated record
AUGUCCAAUGUCAGCCCUGUUGCGGAGCUGCUUGGACAGGCGCUCUACCAUUACGAGAAAUUGAGACCUCUUUUUCCUACCUAUGGACACCUCAUCAUUUCCGCUGUUUUCCCAAUCUGGAUCGGUUCCCAUGCAUCGUUGACCAAACCUUCGUCCGCCGCCAAACCUCCCAAGAAAGACCAGAAUGAAUAUGAAGACACCGAGGAGGAGGUGGGACCAGGUCCGCUGCAGAAGAUGGAAGGACUUUCUCCAUCAGAUGCUUUGAUGCUUCCAGUGACUGCCGGACUUACCCUCAGUGGUUUAUAUUUCGUGAUCAAAUGGUUGGAAGACCCGGCUAUCCUGAACAAGGUCCUCAGCUUCUACUUCUCCCAAAUGGGGCUUUUUUUCGCCUUCAGCUUUUUGAAAGAUGUCCUUAUGAUGAUUCGGUCAUUUGUGUUCCCUCGGCACUAUACCCAAGGUGGACAGCUGUGGAAGGUGUCACAGUCAGAGCGCAAGUUCAUCGCAGCUGGGAACACUUCAGUCAAGUCACCGUCUGUCCGGUAUUCACCACUUGCUGGAAUCUGGGGUCUGAUCCCACUUCCAGGUAUGGCAGCCACGCUGAUUUGGAAAAGCCGAAAUGCAUCCUACCAGCGGCUGCAGAUAAGGGCCCAGGUACGAGGUUUAUUCGACUGCAAGUUCCUUGUUGGUCUCAUUGAUGUACUGAGCGCACUACUUGCAUUUUCAGCUGUGGGAUAUUUCGCCUUUGUCGCAAAGCUUUGGUGGUUGACCAAUUUCCUCGGAUUCUGCUUCUGCUAUGGUACUCUUCAGGUCAUGUCACCGUCCACCUUUUGGACGGGCACUCUCAUCUUGGGUGCGUUGUUUUUCUAUGACAUCUACUUCGUCUUUUUUACCCCAUUGAUGGUGACUGUUGCGACCAAGCUGGAUGUACCUAUCAAGCUGCUUUUCCCCCGCCCGCCAAAUGCCAAUGAUGAUCCUAGUAUCACACCGCUGGCAAUGCUUGGCCUGGGUGAUAUCGUGGUCCCAGGAAUGGUUAUGGGACUGGCACUCCGAUUCGAUCUUUUCCUCUAUUAUCAACAUAAGGGCGCACAAAAGGCACAGGUUGAAGGGUCGGACCCCGCUGCCGUCAAGCCCGAAUAUCAAUCCCCAACUGGAGCCUGGGGAGAGCGCUUCUGGGCCCCGUCACCCAAGCCAGAGAAACCAGAAUUCCAGCCACCUUAUUACGAUGCUCGCGCGUUCCCCAAGACAUACUUCAAGGCUAGCGUGAUUGGCUAUGUUGUCGGAAUGGUCACGACUCUUCUUGCGAUGCAAUACUCAAACCAUGCUCAACCCGCUCUUCUUUACUUGGUUCCAGGCGUCUUAUCCUCUCUUUGGGGCACUGCACUUAUCCGGGGUGAAAUUCAGUCCAUGUGGCACUUCUCCGACGAAGAAGAAGUGGAAGCCGACGAUGAAAAGAAGGAGGCUAAAGAGGAGCCCUCCACAAAAAGCCAGAAGAGUCUGCUUAUGCGUCUUUUCUCUAGUGAAAUCGAUACCCUUGCAUCAAAAGACAGCGACUCCCAGUCUAAGAAGACCGAAAAGAAGAAGACCGACGACUCAAAGUCGACGAAGGCCAGAAAGGCGGAAAAGGACAAACAAAAGGAGAAUUUUGACCUAAUUUCUUUUUCCGUUUCAUUCCCGCGGAAGCACAAAAGCAAGAUCGAAGCUACUUCGUCCGAAAGCCUUGACGACGAGGUGGACAAGGUUACGCAGGUCUAUCUGAAUGCCGAUGGGGACAACGAGCCUCCGCUCAAGAGAAGACGGCGCAGCGUGAAGAAGCCAUCGAGCGAGUGA